This is a messenger RNA of Anopheles cruzii, 3513 nucleotides long. RefSeq lists its product as uncharacterized. The record is from RefSeq and is a predicted model, not a curated record. Gene Ontology annotation, molecular function: protein binding. Bases 161 to 3469 code for a protein of 1102 amino acids. The transcript has 8 exons. Lineage: Eukaryota; Metazoa; Arthropoda; Insecta; Diptera; Culicidae.
CGACCGAACCGAACGACGACUCGAAGUGCUGAAAACGGAACUAUUGAUGUUCCGGUGAAAACCCAAGUGCUCUAAAACGAAUUGUCGGCAAUUCGGCGUAGUUUAAACUAUAAUCGGCGUUCGUAUACGCCAUCGGGGAAGGAGUGGAAACAGUGCCAGAAUGCUUAAGCACUCUGCGCAGUCCUUACUAUUAAUUCUUGGUGCGUCAAUUCUCUGUUGUCUACCGCGCGUUUCGUUUGUGCAAUGCUUUCCGAAAGUGUUUCGAAGUAACGAAAUCUGUGGAGCAUACAAUGGUCACCGGGUGUACUUCGAGCUAGGAGAUCGUGGUCAACUGCAAGCCACAAAUGUGACUGUGGCGCCUUAUCUCCCUAGAACGACGGGGGCCAAUCAAACAACCGCCAACGUGUGCACCCUGGAACUGGUAACCUGUCCAUCGUGCAAUUUUAAAAUCUCAUUAAGUUACUCCAACUUUCCCACCAAAUGCCCCGUGCACAAUGAACCACCGUGUCGGUGCGAUUAUCUGGAAUUUAUCGAGCCACCGUUCGAUGAGACGGACUUUAGCGGUCGACGAAACUGUGGUCACGAUGUCGUCUACCAAACUCAGACGCGCUCGGUGAUGAUCAAGUUCGUUUACUGGAGCAACCACUCGCACGCCUUCACCUUGGAUUAUGUAGCGGAACGGAAUCGCGAAACAAUACAAGCCAACCCUGGCCCUCCGCCGAAUGUAACGGACAUCGGUAGCGUCCAGCAGCAUCGAGUUAUAGCGACACCUCACUUUCCCUCGUACUAUCCGAGGGACUUCGGGAAGGAGUAUGUCCUAAGCUGCAAUGUGGAAGCGUGUCGGAUAAAUGUCAUGUUUAGCGACUUUCAACUCGCUAAGACUUCAACGAUGGAUUUCUACGACUGGAACGGGCAACGGUUGUGUGCCGUUUCAGGGGCGAUUUUUCGUCCUCCAGUAGUGCAAAGUACGGGACCUUCGAUGAUUAUCCGUUUCUACGCGAACGGUGGAUCGGCAUUGGGCUACCGUGGCCAGGUUUCCUUUCUGAACGUUGCCAGCUCCACCGAUCGGUCACUCCACCCGAACACCAACUGUGGCGGUGUGGUGGAAAACAUUGGUGGGGCCAUCACCAUGAUGAAGAUGGUUCGUGCUGCAAACGAAAGUCAAAUCUACGACUGCGUUUGGCUCGUCAAACCGCCCAAUACGUACUCCCAUCUGAAGACGCAUCUAUCGCUUCGGGUGGACACCCUGGAGAAGCUUGGGCCCAAUUCAAUGCUAACGAUCAUACAGGGAACUACCUCGGAUGGGGCGGUCCUCAGCAUGGUCAAGCCUGAUGGUAGUGCGUCGAAAAGGGAACUAAUAGUUCCACUAACGUCAGGAUUCUACGUUCAUCUGAGAGCCACAUUUGGCUCACUGUCACGACUGGCACUGGUUUACUCAGCCUUCAGCUAUAUGGAUUGCUACAUGGGCACGGAGUUUCUUUGCCAGAACCGAAAGUGCAUUCCGAUACAGCUGCACUGUGACGGAUUUGAUCAUUGCGGAGACAACAGUGAUGAGCCCGAAAGCUGCGUGCAGGAGUGGGCCGCCGAACCGUUGGAUCGGCGCUGGUAUGCGCAUACACCGAACUACUACUUCCCGAAGAUGGAUCGCUACCCGGAUCUGCGCACUGCCACCAUCAUCUUCAUUGCCAGCAGUUUGGGUCUGAUCAUGUUGAUAUCGGCACUGAUCGUUCUGCUGUAUCGCACCGGAAACCGGGCCCGACAGCAGCGCGAACUGCACAGUCAACUGCAGACCAUCAGUGAACUGUUAGUGAGUGUUAUACAUACAGACAGUAACGCUACGCACGGACCGGAAGAGAUGGACGAUCCACCAAACUACGAAGCGCCCCCGGAUUACGAUGAGAUCAUCAAGAUCGGUAUGGAUGACGAGAUGAGGCGAAAACGGCGUCGCCACUCGUCGUCAGCUUCGGGACGACAGAGUCGCAUGAGACGUUCACGUCGCCCGAGUAACGCUUCGUCGGACCAUCCGAUUCUGGAGGUUGAAUUGCCGCCGGAAGGGGAGUCUACACCGACAACGAGUGGUUACUCGAGAGGCAUGGUUUUGGGUCUGGACGAAGGCGACUUUGAAGAUAGUGACGCUUACGAACGCUACUCAGAUGCGGAACCUGAAGACAAUAAUCUGCGGGUGGUGUCCAAUUGGAAUCGAAUGGAUCGAGAUGAUUUCUUUAUCAGCUCUCGCAUACUAGAAACUCCAGCGUCGUCUUCGGGUACGGGCCAGAGCAGUGGCCGUGGCACAGGCUCGUCCAGUCCUCCGCCCACGUACGACCAGAGUAAUGCUCGAUUCUAUGCGAGCCGUACCGACACCGUCCUCGCGUGCCCAUCGAUCAGCAUUUCGGGCGGUGGGCCGCGCAUCCUUGCGGAAGACCCUAUUCCGAACUCGCUCGGAGUAAGCUUUCUUCCCAACAUCGUUGCAUUUGCUGGUACGCCUGGAACUACUCAACCCUCAACACUAGUGGCAUCCAGUACCGUACCUUCGAACAACAAUCAAUCAGUGGAUCGUGACAACAACAGCGACAAUCCAGAAAUUGUCCAGCCAGCUGUUACUACAACAGCUAGUAACAUGUUCCCCGCCAGCAUUUGGAGUGAUCCUAGUCAAACGAACCCUGCCUGGCAAGCGUUUACGGGCAGCCUAGAUGAAGAAAGAUCGGUACAACCGGUUCCUACGGGCACUGUAGCAAUGGCCACACCAAACUAUAUCGAUCUGCACCAAAUACAGGAACUGGAUUCCUAUUUGAUUGGCUUUGGACAUAACGCUUCGGACGAUAAUGAAUUAUCCUCUAGUCAGGAGACAAUCAACUCUGACCGAACUGCGUUGACACACCUUACUGCAUCCGCGACCACGUCCUUCCGAAGUCCUUGUUUGUGUCAAUCGAUCAAUCGAUCGUUUCAUCAAAUCCAAAGCGGAGGCACCAGUUCCGACGCGGCAACAGCAAAUAUCGCCUACAAUGUACUCUGCAGGCAUUGUCCAGUCUGUCGGAAUCAUCAAAGAGCGCAACUACACAGCAAUCCCUCGUCCAUACCGGGUCCAGGACCUGCAGCAGACCAUUGUUCGAUCUGCAAUGGUCGUAUCGUAAUGUCCCAAGCUAUGCAGCAGAUGCGACAAUCGACGCUGCUUUACUCCGAGCAGACGCUGGAAAACGACCAACAGCCAUCAGCAAGCUCGGAGCCGGUCAAGAUUUGUACGUGUUUUGGUCGGUUUCCAUCGCAGGGAAGCAUAACCAGGACAACUUCCGCCACUAGGACGCUACUAUCCACGCGUACUUAUUCGGUGGAUCAGCUAGAUAGCGGGCGCUUUUCAGGAGCAAAUGACCGACGUAGUGCUCCAAGUUCUAGUGGGGCCGUACCGAAGCGUAACGUUCAAUGUACUGAUGUUCACCGAUCAGCGGUAAAUGAGCGACGGCAUGAAGUGUGACGAGGCUGCUAUCUAGUGUUAUUUUAGUAUGUACUGAGUAUUGU